UAUUCCUAUUCCUAUUCCUAUUCCUAUUCACCCCUCCUCUCUUCCCAAUCAAAAGAAUCUCUCACCCCUUCUCUCUCCUACUCACAACUCCCAUGUCUUGCCAACCAACAUUCACAUGUCUUUGUUUCUAGUGAAAAAAAUAUAAACUAAGAUAAAAUUAUUUCAAACUUUGGUUCUCCACUAACAACUACACUUCUUUUAUCCACACACACUCACCAAACCCAUCUUCAACUAUAGUAUUCACAAUCUCAACCAUGAAUCCUCUAACUUUGUUGCUUAUUUUACCUUUCUUUACACAGUUUUUGGAAGUUGAACCUGCAAGACCAAAAGUUCUAGGGAAACCAAAGUUUCCUACCUCUCAAAUCAGUGUCAUGGGCUUUGUUUAUUGUGAUUUCUGCUCAAAUAACACCUUUUCUAGACAUAGCUACUUCUUGCCAGGUGCUGAGGUGACAGUAGAUUGCAUGUUCAAAGCAAUUUCAGCAAAAACAUCAGAACAGAUUACACUAUCAGUGAACAGGACAACAAACAAGUAUGGAAUGUACAAGAUUGAAAUACCAUCAGUUGAUGGAGUGAAAUGUGCUGAAGGGUCUGAAGUUAUGUCUUCCUGUGAAGCUAAACUGAUUGGAAGUUCAACUUCUUCUUGCAAUGUUCCUGGCUACAAAAGCACUUCUAAUGUGAUUUCAGUCAAAGCUAGAAAAACCAAUCUCUGCAUAUAUAGUCUUAAUGCUUUGAAUUUUAGACCAUCUAAGAAGGAUACUAGUUUGUGUGGUAAUUAAUUACAUAAUUAGCCUUUUUCUUUGGUUACUUGCUAAUGUUAUGUUCUUUUUUUCAGCCUACUGGGGGCAUUUAUGUCAUUUCAUUAUCUUUCUCA
Vicia villosa (hairy vetch) is the source of this 871-nucleotide messenger RNA. RefSeq names its product major pollen allergen Ole e 1-like. The record is from RefSeq and is a predicted model, not a curated record. The transcript is spliced from 2 exons. Bases 255 to 776 code for a protein of 173 amino acids. Lineage: Eukaryota; Viridiplantae; Streptophyta; Magnoliopsida; Fabales; Fabaceae.